Molecule: messenger RNA, 99 nt
Organism: Debaryomyces tyrocola
Lineage: Eukaryota; Fungi; Ascomycota; Pichiomycetes; Serinales; Debaryomycetaceae
Source: the annotation of a GenBank genome assembly
AUGAAAAAAAUAAAGACGACCUCGGUGAGGGUCGAACUCACGAUCUUGAGAUUAACAGUCUCACGCCUUAGCCAACUUGGCCACGAAGUCGUACUUUAG